AUGGAUGUGAAACAAAAUCAUCUUGGAAAUAAUAAAUCAAUGUCAAAUUAUAGUUCAAUAAAACGUUUAAUUCAUUUUGUUCAUAAUUUGGAAGAAAAAUUAUCAUCUGUUAAAACAAUUCAUGAAAAAUUACAUGAAUUAAUGUCAAUUGUAUCAAUAACACAUGAUAAUAUUGUUGAAGAAUUAACAACAAUUAAAACAGUUUUAAAUGAAGCAACAAUUGAUCAAAAACAAGAUGAAGACGAAAUAGUUCCAAUUGAUGUAACAAAAUCUGAAUGGGAUGAUGAAGAAGAUGAUGAUAAUGAUGAUGCACAAAUUUCAAGAUCAAUUGCAGCAAAAGAAUUUGAAUCAAAAUCUGUAACAAAUUUAAGUACAAAAGAUCAACAAAUAAAUAGUCCAUCAAGUCGUCGAACUGAUCGUUUAUCAUUAUAUUCAGCAUCAUCAUUUGAUUCAUCAUCAACAAAUUCUUCAACUAUUGAAAAUCGUCCAAAUUCUUCAACAAGUAAACGUUCAUCUAAUUUAAAAAAAUCUGAUCAAUCAUCAACAAGAGCAAAAUCACCAAAAUCAGUUAGUUUUAGUUUUGAUGAAAAUCAAGAUUCAAAUGCAUUAAUUAAUCAAAAUCAAGAAUCAAAUAUUCAACCAAUUGAAAAAUCAUCAACAGAAAUAGAUGAUACAAAUAUACAAAUGACAACACCAAUGAUGAUAAAUUCAAAUGAAUCUUUUAAAUUAAAUUCUGAUCUUAUACCAGAAUUAUUUAAACAACAUCAUAAUGAAGUUACAACUCAACCAAAUAUUGGUUUUAAAAUGGGAAAUGCAUUAACAAAUGUUCGUAUUCAUGAAAUUGAAUCGAACAAUGGAGAUUAUAUUCGAUUACUUAAUAUUUCAAAUUCAGAUGAUUAUGAUUUGAGUGGACAUUUUUUACAACAAAAUAUUGCUUGUGUACCAGUUUGUCGUUUUCGAUUUCCACAAGGUACAAUUAUUCGAACUGGACAAACUAUCACGAUUUGGUGUGGUGUAUUCAAAGAUAUCGAACCUCAAUUUCCACAUAUAUUUGUAUGGAAAGAAAAAAAACGAUGGGAAACUGGCCCAGAAUGUGUAACAAUUUUGGCAAAACCAAGUGGACAGGCAAUUGCAUGGGCAAGAAGUUCAUAUCGUUUGAAUACUGAUCAAUCUUCAAGUGAUAUUUUAUUUGUACAUUCAAAAUCGAAUAUUGGAAUACCGGAUACAACUAGUAAUACAUCGAGUUCUUUCAAAAAUAAUUCUCGUCUUUCCGCAUUCUAUUUUAUUGGAAAUAAUAAACCACCAUUUGCUCAAUCGCCAGACAGUCCUGUACAUCCUUAUCAUAAUGGUAAUACAUCAAAUGUACAAAAUGAGCCUCGUUUACAAAUUCCUCAAAGAAGUGGUAUUUCUCAUUUACUUAAUCGACCAAAAUCUUCUCCAUUUGCAAGUCAUACAGGUUGUAAACAAGAUUUAAUUAGUAUGAAAUAUUUACGAACACAACAAACAACACCACGACAUAAACAAACUAGUGUUAAAACAUAA
Molecule: messenger RNA, 1542 nt
Organism: Rotaria sordida
Lineage: Eukaryota; Metazoa; Rotifera; Eurotatoria; Philodinida; Philodinidae
Source: the annotation of a GenBank genome assembly